CAACGGGAUCCGUCAGCCUACAGUCACGAGGAGGACGACGACCUCCGCGGGGCUGCACAUGUAGCAUCCCGCCACGCGGGCGAAUCGGGCGACGUUGGCCUUUUCAGUUCCAUCUUGGACACUAUCGGUCAGAGGAAGCAAAAGGACGAGAUUGACAAGGAAGAUGUCGACGAGGCUGCGGCCAUUAAGAACCACAAGAAAUACUUCGCAGGUGACGACCAAGAUGACGACAUGGACGAGCACGGUAUGGGGACUGCCGCAGUCAUGCAAGCCCUCAAGAUGUUCACCGGCCAUGGUGGUCCUGCUGUAGGCGGAGGUGGCAUCUCUGGUACCCAGCAGAACGAGUUUAUCGGCCUUGCCUUGGGCGAGGCGAGCAAGCUCUUCGACAAGAAGGCAUCCCAAGGCAAAGUCCCCGAGGGUGCGUCCAAAGAGUCGGCUCUCAUGCAGGCCGGGGAGAUGGCGCUCAAGUUUUACAUGAAAUCCAAGUCCGAUGCUCCGGCCACCGGACCUGGGGGUGUGAGUGGACUCAUGGGGCUUGCUUCGCAGUUUAUGAAAUGA
Messenger RNA from Pyricularia pennisetigena, 558 nucleotides. RefSeq lists its product as uncharacterized. The annotation marks the transcript as partial. The record is from RefSeq and is a predicted model, not a curated record. Lineage: Eukaryota; Fungi; Ascomycota; Sordariomycetes; Magnaporthales; Pyriculariaceae. The transcript is spliced from 3 exons.